GAUCCUGGACCCAGGUUGCUCUCUGCACCAAGUCAGCCUGCAAGGCCUCCAGGGACCAAUUUGCCGACAGCUGGACUUGAUCACCAGCUUGCAAACUGAGAUCAUGCAUUGGGUGGAAUAACAAGCAGACUGUGCAAGACACUGUUUUUAAAGGAUUUGCCACAGCAGUGGAUAGAAAGCAGGAGAUCACCAUCUAAACCCUUGAGUCUUCUUCGAGAACUAUAACAUAAGAGAGUCCACCCCUAGGUGGUUUCCAGGAUGAUGGUGGCCUUUCGCCGAGCUUCUGUUUUGCUGGUUCUGUUCCUCGAAGCUUUUCUGCCCCCACCACAGUGUGCCCAGGACCCAGCGAUGGUGCAUUACAUAUACCAGCGCUUUCACGUCUUGGAGCAAGGGCUGGAAAAAUGUACCCAAGCAACGAGGGCAUACAUUCAGGACUUCCGAGAGUUCUCCAAAAACAUAUCGGUUAUGCUGGGAAGAUGUCAGACCUACACGAAUGAGUAUAAGAGUGCAGUAAAUAACCUGGCACUGAGAGUCGAACGUGCCCAGCGGGAGAUUGACUACCUAGAAUACCUUCGAGAAGCAGACGUGUGUCUAGAAUCAGAGGACAAGACACUGGCAGAAAAGCUACUUCAAGAAGCUGAAGAAGAGAAAAAGAUCCAAACUCUGCUGAAUGCAAGCUGUGACAACAUGCUGAUGGGCAUAAAGUCUCUGAAAAUAGUGAAGAAGACUAUGGACACAGAUGGCUCUUGGAUGAAAGAUGCUACCAGUAACUCUCCAAAGGUAUAUUUCUUAAUUGGAUCCAGAAACAACACUGUUUGGGAAUUUGCCAACAUGCAGGCAUUCAUGGAGGAUAGCACCAAGACAGUUCCCCGGAAGCUCAUCCUAACACUUUCCUGGCAGGGAACUGGCCAGGUGAUCUACAAAGGUUUUCUAUUUUUUCACAACCAAGGGACUUCUAAUGAGAUCAUCAAAUAUAAUCUGCAGAAGAGGACUGUGGAAGAUCGAAUGCUGCUCCCAGGAGGGGCAGGCCGAGCACUGGUCUACCAGCACUCCCCAUCCACUUACAUUGACCUGGCUGUGGAUGAGCAUGGGCUCUGGGCCAUCCACUCAGGGCCAGGCAUCCAUGGCCAUUUGGUUCUCACGAAAAUUGAGCCUGGCACACUGGGAGUGGAGCAUUCCUGGGACACUCCAUGCAGAAGCCAGGAUGCUGAAGCCUCAUUCCUCUUGUGUGGGGUUCUCUAUGUGGUCUACAGUUCUGGUGGCCAGGGCCCUCAUCGUAUCACCUGCGUCUAUGAUCCUCGGAGAACUAUCAGGGAGGAGGACCUGCCCAACUUAUUCUUCCCCAGGCGACCAAGAAGUCACUCCAUGAUCCAUUACAACCCCAGAGAUAAGCAGCUCUAUGCCUGGAAUGAAGGAAACCAGAUCAUUUACAAACUCCAGACAAAGAGAAAGCUGCCUGUGGAGUAAUGCAUUACAGCUGGAAGGGACAGCACCGUGGCACUGACAGCUGCUCUCUAGGACACUGAGGCCACAGCCCUUUCACAAUACAAUAUCCCUCUAAUCACACACACAGGAAUAGUAUCUAGAAGUGAGAAUACACAUGCAUCCUUUCCCAGAUGUCACUGGUAUCUUCCCAGAGCUUAGAUGAGAGUCUAUCAUUAGGAAAUUUUCAACAAUGUCCAUUACUUAUCCAAACCUCUUUGCUCUCAAGGCUUACCACAUUCUGAUCCGGCUUCCAGAUGUCUCUUCUACUGCUCUCCAGCAUUUACUCUAACUCUGCCCUCUUCUCCCCAACACUUAGAAUUGUAUGCCAUCCUCUAAUAUUGGCUUUUCCCUCCUCUGGCCUUUGCUAAAGCUUCUCCCUCUUUCUUAAAUGCCUAUUGAUAUUAUUACAUUUUUCACUGCCCAGUUAAAGUACUAUUUCUUAUUGAUGUUUAAUCUCUAUUUACUCUAGCCCUGCCCAUCCACCAAGCUAGGUGGAUGUAAUAAUAGAAUAAAAACAUUAACAUAUGAAUACCACUUUCCAGUUACAAAGUGUUUGCUCAUCAUUUAAUUCUCAUCUCGCCCUUGCAAGAUAUGCACAAGUCUUUACAAUUGCUGUUCUAGAGGUGAGGAGAGUUUAUUUAGGUGAGUCAUUCAAAGUAAUAUAACUACAAAGUGAAAGGCAGAAAAUACUACAAAUUCCAUAGUAUUUCCAUUGCCCAAGGAAGCAUCAAAUAUGUCUGUUUGCCCAGCCUUUUAUAACCAAUGUGUUCACCAUUUCAGCCUAAAAAUAAUAGUCUGUCCCUUUAGCAAGUUUUCAUGUCUGAACGAGACCUUCCUACAGGCCUUUCAAAAGCUGCUUUCUUCAGAACACCAGUCUAAGGGCGAGGAUCCCACCUCUAGGUUCAUCUUAUCUUACUGUCCUCUGCUUCCCUCUUGCUUUAAACACAAUAAAAGUGACUCUAAGCAAAUAACCUCAUCAGGUUAUAUUUGCCUAGAUACCUUCAGCAUAAAUCUUUCAGGGAGUUCUUCCUGUGCUGGAUUUACUGUAAUCAAUCCCCAACACAAUGAGGCCCUUGGUAAAUAUUCUGGAAUCUGGAUGGAAGCCAGCUAGCAGGCAAGUGACUCUGCCGCAGCAGGCGUGCUGUGUGGCACAGAGGGCAGCGUGCCUCUCGAGAGGGGCUUCUUCAAAGUGUUUUCUAUGAGUUUGCUCAAUUCAGCUGAGUUCAGGUCACAAGUGCAGGCUGUGGUGCCAGUCUGUGUCACGUGCUGAGGUCUCUGUCUCUCCAGGUUGAUCACAUGAGAGGGUUUGCUUGUUGUGCUUGCAGCUGUUUUCUCGUCUUUGCCAAGCACAGGCUGGGACCAUAGGCAGUAAGGAGAGAUCUUUAUUUUUUUUUUUUUCACAGCAUUAGAGUAGAUCUUCAGCAGAAUGGAAUUACUCAACCCACAGACACAGCAUAAUUACCACAGUUUUAACAGAAUGGUACAGAGAGCCCAAAUCUUUGUGGAAUGAGGCAGGUGUGAAUAAAUAAAACAUGGUGAUAUGA
This is a messenger RNA of Galeopterus variegatus (Sunda flying lemur), 3029 nucleotides long. RefSeq names its product olfactomedin-like 1 (gene OLFML1). NCBI's taxonomy places the organism in Eukaryota, Metazoa, Chordata, Mammalia, Dermoptera, Cynocephalidae. The record is from RefSeq and is a predicted model, not a curated record. The coding region runs from base 259 to 1467 and encodes 402 amino acids. The transcript is spliced from 3 exons. Gene Ontology annotation, biological process: signal transduction.